Podarcis lilfordi (Lilford's wall lizard) is the source of this 20439-nucleotide messenger RNA. Lineage: Eukaryota; Metazoa; Chordata; Lepidosauria; Squamata; Lacertidae. The record is from the annotation of a GenBank genome assembly.
AUGCAGGGUUCCAGAGUCCAAGCUGUGUUUACUAUUAUAAUAUCAGAUCCCAAAAUUGAUUGUGGGGUUAAUGGUUCUCUGGUCUUAUUUAAACGUAAGUAAACGGGGGAACACAGCACAUUGCUAUAUUAUUCGAAACUGGCUUGCUUAUUUCAGCCUCCAUCUAUCAUGUUUGACAUUCACAAACACGCUGAUUUUUUUCUCCUCCUCUGCUUUCAUGUCUCCCAUACAGAUUACAUUUAAACAGAAUAUUUCCUUCAUUCUUACUGGGUACUAGAUGGCAGGUGCAGCCUUAGGAGCUCACAGUACAGCCUUAUGUGUGUUUACUUGCAGGUAAAUGCUGCUGUGUUUAAUUAGACCUAUUCAUACUUACUGUGGAUGCAGCCCUGUCUACUCUUGGGUUGAAGAACCUACUCUAAGAAAAGAAAAAGAAAGAGGUCUAGUUAAGGGAGGAAAAGUUAUAUUGCCCUAUGUCUUUGACUUAAGCCAAGAGUCUUCAACUAUUUAGAGCCUGGGGAUUGUUUACAUUUGUAAAUCUAAUAAACUGUCAUGGGUACCAAAUAAUGCCUAUUUCACAGAAGAAAAAUGAACCCUCAUGUGUGCUGUGUUCGGUCCACUAAAAGGUAAAGGGACCCCUGACUGUUAGAUCCAGUCGCGGACAACUCAUCUCGGUUUACAAGCUGAGGGAGCUGGCGUUUGUCCACAGACAGUUUUUCCGGGUCAUGUGGCCAGCAUGACUAAGCUGCUUCUGGUGAAACAGAGCAGUGCACGGAAACACUGUUUACCUUCCUGCCGGAGUGGUACCUAUUUAUCUACUUGCACUUGGAUGUGCUUUCAAACUGCUAGGUUGGCAGGAGCAGAGACCAAGCAAUGGGAGGUCACCCCAUCACGGGGAUUCGAACCACCAACCUUCUGAUCGGCAAGCUUUGUGGUUUAGACCACAACUAACUAUGGAAGGGCAACUUCAAGGUUCUUGCACAUGUUUCUUAUGUAUCUUUAUAUUUAACCUGGAUUUGGAUCAGACUAACAAGAGAAAUAAUUUUGAUUCAGUUAAUACUUAAAACCAGUUUUAUCAAAUUCACACUUUCCAAAACAAUAUGGGAACUGAAACACAGCCAUCUUUUAAAAUUUGCACCAAUCCAAAAUUCGCCAUGCAGUUCUCUAAGCAAAGAAUGUUUACAAAAAUACAUAGAUUAGAGGGAAGUGUGCUUAGAAAUGAACACAUUGAUGAAGAUAACACAGAAAUGUGUCAGGUGCCAUUUGCACGAAGAAGCGGAAUGAUUUUUGUGAGGUGUUUCACAAAGGAAAUUUGCAGGUUGCUGCAGAAAUAUGGAGAACUGAAUUUAAGAUUGGAAAAAUGAGAACCCGAGAGGAUUGAAAUGGACAGACCCUUCUAUUGCUAGAUCAGACAGCCCUUCAUAAAAUAGGACACACAAACAUCCUGUCUCUCACCUUUUCCCUCUGUCUGGCCAUGUGGAUCUGAACCAAAGGAAGAGGGCAAGUGGGGACAAAGAGGAGCAAUUGCAAAUAGGAGGAGGGCACUGAAGGCGUCAUUCCCCAAGGUCCUCCAAAGCUGGUGCCAGUAAAGUCUUCACAAUAGGACUUUUGUAAAGGAGGCACCAGACAGCAACAGUUUGAGGAAAGUGUUAUGAUCAAGUGGAGGUGCGGUGGGCGAGUGAGGAGAGAGAGAGAAGUGGGAGACAGGCUUUUAAAGUAAAAAAGACUCUUAUCCUCUGUUUGCUUUUCCUUUUUUUCUUGCCUUUGCAAAGAGAGUGUAAAAUGCCAUCCUACUAAUAUUGCAACAUUCUGUGGUAUCCUUGACUCAGAGUGUAAGCUGACACGUGGGCAGGAAGCUGGCAGAAAAUGGGUUCUCGAGCAUAAAUUAUAUCACAUCCUUGAUCCGUAUGACCUUGGAAUCACUGCUAAAAUUAAGUCCAAAGACUUUCUUGGCACUUGUGUCUGCCUGCUUGCAUGCAUCUUACUCCAGUCAAAUUUAGCUUGAAGGAUCUGAAUUUGAGCCUACACUGGUAUGUUAAUGCAUCACCUAAAGGCAUACAGCCCUGGGCUAUAAUUUGACUCUUUUAUGUAUAUUUCUUCAUUCUAGGGCUAUCUGAAGUUUCUCACACAAGCACCCACAGAUUACACACACACACAGACACACACUUUGGAGAUACAGAGAGAAAAGAAAUGCUUAGCAAAACAUGAAAUCUGGGAACAAUUAAAAUCAAGCCAAUGGCAGUGUCUGCAAGAUAGCUCAGCUACAAGAAGAUAACCCUCUUUGUCACUGCAGCAGCCCUGUUUAUUCUCCCCACCAAUUAAAAAAAUAAAAUAAAAUAAAAGUAAGCAUUGUUAUGCCGCAUACAUCUUAAUACUUCUAAUCUUCUGACUAGCAGAGCAAAAAAUUAAUAUCACCCUGCCCCAGUGAAGGGAAAACAGAGAAGAGCCUCCAGGAGAAGGAAGCAAGAUGAAGAAAAGACUAUGCAGAAUAGCAUGGUCCCAGGGACAUAUCUGCAUAGUUGCACACAUAAAGAGACAAAUGUUUCGGGAGAAUGCUUGCAUAAAUAUUGUCAGGGGGUCCGAAAUUAGAAGAUAUCUGAAAGACCACCACUGAUCUUCCUCCACAAUGUAUGGCAUUUAAAAUUUCCAUGUAAGUUCCUAUUUUUCAGGGGCUGCUUGGCAGAUUUAUCAAUAUUUAAGGUGUUCCCUGAAGGCAGAACUCUUGUGGUAUACCAUUGCACACAUACUAAAUACAAUUCUUUGCCUAUGACCUGAUUGAAUGGCGCUGAUCAAUUUAAAUUCCUAGACGCCUUCUACCAAAAGCUUACUGAGAGACCUUGAGCUGGUCACUUGCUCUCAACCUAACCUACCUCAUAAAGUUGCUGUGAAUCAUGGACAUGCCUCAUUGAGUUUCUCGGAGGAAAGGUGGGAUAGGAAUAACACAAUACAUACAUAAAAUGCACUCCACUCCCAUCCAUGGCUCCUAGAAGCUGUCAGCAUGUAACAACAGCCACACCCAGGGAAAUGGCUUCAACUGGCCUGCUAAACCAGGUGAGGGUAGCUGAUGGGUCUCAAACCCUCAGUCAGUUAGGGACUUCCCCUGCAUUCAAAGACAGGCUCCCCUGGAUUGAGUAGACAAGUUUAAGAGGGGGUCCAAUGGUCAAGAAGGCAUUUUCUGCACAUGCUGUUAGGAAAGUGAGGGGCAGAUGGCACUCAUCAACCUGGGAAGGUAGCCCAUCUAGGAAAAGCAAAACUCAAACCUCUGCUGCCUUGUAGGAUAUAUUCAGGAGAAGAAAAGGCUAAGGAGUAAACCCAAUACAAAUCUGGAGUGCAGUCCCUAAGGUGGUUGGAUGGUGCCUUGUAGGCUUCCUUCUGGCAACUCUUGCAACCAAGCUGGUGCCAAACGCUUUGCUCUACUUUCCACUGGACCACAUUAGCAAGGCUGAUCAUCUGAGCAGACUAGGACUUCCAUACAUACUGCCCAGGCUUGCACUCCAGGGAGGUGCUCAUAAUACAUUAAUUUGACUUCACCCCUGGAGGGGCUCUCCAUUGUCUCCCAAGACAGAUGGAUACUAUUGGGGAUCAGAUGAAGCACUAAAAAGUCCCCACCACAGGUUCCUCUCCCCCUUUAAUUGAACAUAAGCAAACAAUCUUACAAAAACAAAACAAACAGGGAAGAAGAUUGUUUCUGCAGAGGAUGUUUGAGAGAAAAUCACUUUUGGCCAUAAAAUUAAUGGAAGACUUCAAGUAGGAUUUUUGGGGUGGAGCUACUUUGGCAGAGGGUCACUGGUGAUGUCCACAGCUUUCCGCAGUUACCCUGUUUUCAUCUUUUAUUGUAGGUAGUAUGCUAAUGACUGCAAUGUUCAGCAGCCUCAGUGCCAGAGAAAUGUGCAAUUUUAUUGCUUUCCCUUGGAGCCCACGCACUAAAAAGGAAGAGGAAAAUGAUGAAUUUUACAUGAUCAGAGAGAGCCAGGAUAUGUGCUGCUCUCCUUUCACAGUGCAGAGGAAGACGAGUAAACAUGGACUUUUUUGGGGUGUGUGUGUGUUAAUGCAGACCAAAACUAUGGUAUCUUUGAAUCCCUGUCUUCCAUUCCCCACCAAGGACUAAUUAUCCCCCCCCCAAUUUAAUCCCAAUUCCAGGGGGAAUUCACUUUGCUCAAUUAACUGGUCAACUGCACAUGUGGACAUAAUGAAGGUAGCCAGCUAUGCCAUUCACCUCUCCUCUCCACCAGCUCUGCACUCUUUCUUUCCUGGAUGUUUUCACUGCACCUUUCCCUGCAUACAGAGGAGCCAAGUCCUAUGGGCUGAGGUCCCUUCGCCCCCCCCCUAAAAUAUUAGAGGGAGCCUCUCCCCAAAGUUAAUGAGCAUUGCCAUUCAUAUAUAUACCGUAUUUUUCGCCCUAUAGGACUCACUUUUCCCCCUCCAAAAAUGAAGGGGAAAUGUGUGUGCAUCCUGUGGGGCGAAUGCAGGCUUUCGCUGAAGCCUGGAGAGCGAGAGGGGUUGGUACGCACCGAUCCCUCUCCCUCUCCAGGCUUCAGGAAGCUAUCCCCCCAGCCCGGCAACCUCGCCAUCGCUCUCGGACCCGUUCUGGGGGCUGGGGUCGGGGGAAGCUCGGGCUUUCCCUGCCCCCAGCCCCGCAAGCUCCGAGAGCGAUGGCGAGGUUGCGCAACCUCGCCUUCGCUCCCGGACCCCCAGCCCUAAAAAUGAAGCCGCUCACUGUCAUGGCUUCUUUGCUCUUUGGGGCUGGGGGCAAUAAAUCCCCCCCCCAAAUAAGUGCGUCCUAUGGGCCGGUGCGCCCUAUAGGGCGAAAAAUAUGGUAUAUAUAUAGAGAGAGAGAGAGAGAGAGAGAGAGAGAGAGAGAGUGUACACACACACACACUGCAUCAUGUGAUUGAUUAUUCAGGGUGGGUCUUACCUCCCCACCCCAAUAUUUUAUUCAAGCUGGCACCCUUGCCUGCAUAUAUUUCCUUGCCUGAUUCACAGCUUGAAACACUGGGGCUGGGGAGGGCAUCAAAUGCCUUUUAGCAUGGGUUCCUGGAUCCUACUCCCUUUUUUUUGGGGGGGGGUGUCACAAAGACAUAUGGGUGCAGUACAGUGCAUGAAAUGGUUUCUUGGUUUUUGGUGGGCUGGUCCCAUUCCUUCAAGCCUUGUUUCCUUUGCACAAUAGGAAAGCCUGUCAUUUAUACAAAUAUUACAGAACACACAUGGGAGCUGCAUUGCAUUUCUGCUCAUUGCAGGUCCACCUCCUUUCCUAAAUGCAAAAGCUGUGAUCUUGUGUUUUCCUGCUCAGAAUUCCAUUGAAAUCAAUUUUGUUUAAUUUUCAGGGUUUUUAAUCUGUCUGUCAUCUAUCUAUCUAUCUAUCUAUCUAUUAUAGAAAUGGAGGGGGAAGAAUAAGAUUGGUCUGUAAAAACAGAGCCUGACUUUCUAGUGUUGACACCUGCUCACAAACAGAGGCCUUGUGCACAGCAGGAUUGAUCAUCAGAAAGUUUAACAAAGGACUCAGCUACACAGCUGCAAAUAAAACAUUUUAAAUGUGUUGUAAAGUGCAAUAUACAAAUGUGACACAAGAUGGCGACAGUGAGCUAUUCAAAAUUCAAUGUAUUUUUCAAAAUGUGUGUGUGUGUUUUUAAAGCAUUUUCACAGCAUUUUUUAUGUGUGUAAACAUGGAAUCUGCGUGGCAGAAAGAGCAUCAGUAUGGUGAAUGCUGCUUAUAUUCCAGCUGAUGCAGAAUGCUUCUGCUCAUAAAAAAUGGCAGCCUUAUGAAUUUUCCACAUUUGUAAACUAAAUAGGGAUUUGCUUUGAACAGACCUUUCAACAGGCCUUUCUCGCUGCAUUUAUCUUGAUGUGCUUACAUUAGUAGAUAAUAAUGUUAAUCUCCUGGCUGUGAAAAGGUGUGUCUGCCCGUUUCUUCACAUCAAGCCACUGGUAAAAGACACAAGAACAGCCAGGUUGCUUUCUUUGGUCCAGAGUUCCCAAAACUUUGGUUUCCAGCUGUUUUUGGACUACAGUUCCCAUCACCCCUGACCACUGCUCCUGCUAGCUAGGGAUGAUGGGAGUUGUAGUCCAAAAACAGCUGGAGACUCAAGUUUGGAAACCUUGCUUUGGUCCAUUGGUAACCCUGCAGUUUGAAUAAUCUCUGAUCGUAUACAUGUAUUAAAACGUUUGUGGGUUAGAUUGUAAGGUAGUGUGUGCUUAGGUAAGAUUUAAAAAGUAAAGGAACCCUGGACAGUUAAGUCUAGUCAAAGGCGACUAUGGGGUUGUGGCGCUCAUCUCGCUUUCAGGCUGAGGGAGCCACUGUUUGUCCACAGACAGCUUUGCAGGUCUUGUGGCCAGCAUGACUAAACCACUUCUGGCUCAGUGGAACACCAUGACAGAAGCCAGAGUGCAUGGAAAUGCUGUUUACCCUCCCACAGCAGCGGUACCUAUAUAUCUACUUGCACAGGCAUGCUUUCAAACUGCUAGGUUGGCAGGAGCUGGGACAGAGUGACGGGAGCUCACACCAUCAUGGGGAUUCAAACUGCCAAGCUUCUGAUCAGCAAGCCCAAGAGGCUUGGUGGUUUAGACCACAGCGCCACCCACAUCCUUGGCAGUGAGUGCUUAGCACAAGACUCUGCUUAACUGAACAGAGAGAUGAACUUAGUUCAGGAGUGGGGAACAUUUGGCUCCCCAGAUGUUGCUGAACUACAAUUCCCAUCACUCCUGGCCUUUAGCUAUGCUUUGGUAGGGUUGAUGGGAGUUGUAAUUCAGCAAAAUUUUGGGAGCCUCUGGUUCCUCACUUAGACCUUUUACAUGCAAAUGCAAUACUUUGGGCACUUUCAGCUGUUAGAGCCAUGGAUCCUCUGUGGCAGCUGCUUCUGUUUCUUUGGGAAAGAGAGCAUUCCUUUGCCAUCACCUUUCCUGAUAGAUGCUUAUUUGUCUUUAACAUGUUAAAAAUGCAACUUCUCUUGCUACAAAGCAGCAGAGACAGGAAAAUCAAAACCGUCUCAAUGUCUAACUUUCUACAAAUUACUUGUUAAGGGCCGUCUAUCCUUCCUUGGUGGUUUGGACACCCAGUGCACGGUGAACUUAUGCAUGUUUACUCAGAAGUAAAUCCCAUUGAUUUCAAUGGGCUUUACUCCCAAAUAAGUUCUUUUGGAUUGCAUCCUGACAGCCCAAUCCUAUGCAAGUGGUAGAUGCCCCAAAGCCAGCAUGCCUAACUCUGGAGAGGGUUCAGUUGCAAGUUGCAGGCAUUUUCCGUCUCUGAUUCUUUUCCCUAUUGCUUCUAUAGAUGCACUACGAAAUGAGUCUUCCAAGAAAAGAUCAGAAAACUGCAUAAUACAUUGAAAAACAUAACAUGUUGAAGAAUGUGCCUCACAGUUAUAGAAAUCAUUCGCAUCAUUUACCAAGCAGGCUGCUACAUUGUUCAGCACUGCCUGAGCUGGCAACAGAGACCGCUGGCUUUUGUGCAAACCAAGUCUUUUGCCUCCUCCUCCCAUUCAUCUACAUCUUUUGUUUUUCACCCGCACAUACAAUUUAUUAUCGUUCUGACCCAGUAAAAGAGCAGAGGAGAUUUUCAGAUGCUGUCUCUUUUAUUGCCAUUUUGAAAUUUGUUUAUUUUGCAUUGGCAAAUAUAGAUAGAUUUAGAAAACUAAUUUCAGAAGAACUAAAGCUGGAUAGAUAUGGAGCAGGUGCUUCUGGAAUGUAGACAGGAGGGCAGUGGAAAGAUGUACAUUGAUUUCUUUCCGUUCUUCCCAAUAGGAUGCUCUUCUUUCUCCUCCUCCAGGCAUUCUCAUAGCAUUGCAAGCCUUUAGAAGAGACCCUAUUACUGCCAUCUGCUGGCUAUAAUGCAGGUAUGUCUCCAUUACGUUGUGGUUCUACCUGGCCUGAAGAAACCGCACCCCUUCCUUUCUUCUGUCCAAUCACAGUUUAGUUAAGCCUAUAUAUGAAGACUUCUGGGAGGCGUGGUCACUGUUGUUAAGACAAGAUGACAGUAGUAAAAUGGCUUUGGGCUCCUUCGGGCACAAUGCUUUUCUGGAUUAUUUGUUUGUUCGUGUCUCUUGUUCUGGGUGCUCCUAGUAGCUUUAAAGAUUUGCCAAGAUUGUGGAGCAGUAGAACACUGUAUUGUGGAAGGGACAGCUUGCACUUCACCUUACCUGCAAACCAUUCUGAGAUAAUUCACUUUCUUACUGUUCGAGGUAAGCAGAUUCUUAUCAAAGGUGCUUUUUAAAGGAGACUUUUGGGGGAUUUGGCCCUAGCGUUUCAGACAGAAGCUUUAUAUUUUCUGGUGUAUUGUGAAUUAUACCCUUUCCCUCUGCAAUUCCCUCUGACUAGACUGAGUGUGUCUAGUAGACUGAUGUGGGAUUGGGAAGAUUGGCUGUAGGCCUCUGUUCUCCAGUUUCCUCUUUAAACCCUGCUUCUUUUGGACAACCAAGCAGAGGACACCCAGCUGGCUGCUACACCAAUCAAGGCCUGUUUACAGGUGCAGCUCACACUGAUCUGAUAUUAAAGCUAUUGGGUGCUGCUAGUGGUUCCUCAAAUGGCUGCUGUCCUUGCAUUAAUUUGGGCUUUGCGUUGCAAGAGGAAAUUCCAACUCCCAGUGGAAAAAAAACAGCUGCAGAGCGACUCUUUAUACUGUAUCUGCUUUUAUGAAUUUGUCCUUAGUUACAGGGUUGCUGUUCAAGCAGACCCUUUUCUUAUGUGAAGAAUAGGAACCUGCCUGCCUUUAGUACAAUAAUCAGAGCUUCGUUUUUAAACCAUCGUGGUGAUUCAGUGGGUCAUAGGACUACGGAGGGGAAACUGUGCUUGUAAAAGCUAGAGUGUCUUUGCAGAUGGUGUCAAAGAGCUAGGAGGCCUUGAUACAAGUACAGUUACAAAGGCUUUAGAGAAAUGUACUACCUGGUCAGUUUUCCUCCUGACUGAAGCUCUGAAGCGUUAACCCAGGCAGUGAUUCAACAUGAGAGAGGUUCCCUAUCAUCCCACUCCUACAUUUUUUGGGGUAGGGGAAGGCAAUGGUGGUAAAUGAUCCACUCAAGUUUCUGCAUUUGGCUGUUAAAGAAGCAGAGAGCAUCCUGGGUUUGUGAAGCAGCUGCCAUCUAUCUAUAACACUGGAAGGGCAAGGAAAUCAUGAGCCUGUGAAGGAAAGCCAUCAUAAUAAGAAUUAGGAAGCUCUACAAACUUGAAUGUGUAUGCGGGUGGUGCUGUGGGUUAAACCACAGAGCCUAGGACUUGCCGAUCAGAAGGUCGGCAGUUCAAAUCCCCACGACGGGGUGAGCUCCUGUUGCUCGGUCCCUGCUCCUGCCAAUCUAGCAGUUCAAAAGCACGUUAAAGUGCAAGUAGAUAAAUAGGUACCACUCCACCAGGAAGGUAAACAGCGUUUCCGUGCACUGCUCUGGUUCGCCAGAAGCGGCUUAGUCAUGCUGGCCACAUGACCCGGAAGCUGUACGCCGGCUCCCUCGGCCAAUAAAGUGAGAUGAGUGCCGCAGCCCCAGAGUUGGCCAUGACUGGACCUAAUGGUCAGGGGUCCCUUUUCCUUUACCUUACAAACUUGAAUGUAGUGUGUACUUGAUCCUUAUAUCUUGGAAAUGAAGGACUGCUUGAUGCCUACAUAUUUGUUAUCAGGAGCUGUGUUGGCUUUGCUAACAGGCAUUUGAUGGCGGUUGGUCUGUAUCAUACAAUCUGGGGACACCAGAGUUGGAAUAAUGGGGCGAUAAUCUUACCUUGGCUUCAGACUAGCCUUGCGAUACUGUAAGGAAUAGAGAAGUAGAAUUAAUCUGCAGUUUCACUGAAGAAGCUGGUUUUGACUGGGUUGAGAUUCAUAUUUCAACAACAGAUCAGUAUGCUAGGUAAUAAGGAAAAAAUAUAUUUGUACACAUCAGAGAAAGCUUGAAGACUGUAGGGCAUGACUGAUUAAAAAGUAUUGUACUGACUAGAGCCAAACCGUUUGAGAAUAAUCAAUGUAAGGGUGAGAGCUUUGACCCCUGGCAUGAAGACAUUGCAUGGAUAGAUCUCAAAGAGGGCACCAAUUUCUUUCCUAGAUUCAGAAGGCCAGUCCCAUCCUCUUGACAGAUCUGCUUGUGUCUCCAUCUCUCAGAAACCAGAAGGCUCUACAGUGGUCAUUGUUCCUUAUACUGGAUGUUUCUUUAUCAAAAAGGUAGUAACUUGACCCUUUGCUGGGACAUAGAGGGUUGCUAUAAAGGACUAUAUAGACAAAUAUUUCCAGUCACACUAGGAUCAGUUGUGAGUCACUGAAAUAAGUUACAUUAAUUGGGUGGAUGUAUGAAGGAUCCUCAUACCAGGUUACUCAUGAAUGAAUUCCUCAACAGUCUCUUGCAUCAUGAAUCGUGCGGAAUGGGCUUUUAUAAUUGCAUAGUAGAAAACUGUUGUCUUCUAAUAAGCGUGCAAGUUAUGGGAGUAAUCUCUGUCUCCAAACAUGCCUUGCCUUGUCUGUUAAUACAGAACAGCUACUUCUUAAUGACUCUCAGGAUUGAAGGACUGGAAGCGGUUAGCAAAGUGCUUCUUUAUGAAGAGGACCUGAAAUGCCCAACCCAUUUGCCAGGUAUAGCAACUUUGGAAUCUAAACUUGUAGAAUCUAAAUGUCACCCCAAAUUACCUGGCAGAAAGAAGCAAAGGUAAAGUCCAUUAUUGGUUGAGAAUAGGACAUCAGGUGGGAAAGGGGAAGAGGGCACCCUGUGUCAAUACAGAAUUGCAGGUUAUGAUAAAUUCUGUUGUGUCUUGUAAGGGAGGGAAAUAUGGCUUUUCAUCCACCAUAAAUCCCUCCCAUGAUUCUUCUAAAUGUGGAUUUGGAGCAUUCCAAAAUGCUGACUACCAUAUUUGCAAUGAUGUAGGACAGGCUAAAGGCAGUAUUUCAACAAUAGCAGAAAUGUGUUCCUAGGAUGAGUGGGAUGAUGUAACAACAAACCCUAACACUCUGGCCUUCAGCGUUAGAUGUUCCAAGCAGCAGCGUAUGCCAGGGAGUGCAGAGACAAGACCGCCUUCCCUGUGCCACUCAACCUGUGUCCCAGGGAGAAUGUGAAGAGAGAGGCUGCUGUUAUACCACUGAAGAUCAUCGUGUUCCUUGUUACUAUGGCAAUACAGGUAGGCUGGGCAUUCUUAAAAAAAAAAAAGACACCUGCACUAGAAGUGUACUUUAGGCAUAUUUUGAGGUUCUGAUUUGAGAACAAAACACUUCGUUCCAGAGAAGUCAAGGGAAACUGAAUUUCCAGUCUAAACAACUUUCAUCCUAGCUGCACAAAUCCAUAUUUUGCAAGGCAAUGUCUAAUUAAGCAACUCUUCUCCCUUGCUUAUAUGGAGAGAAGGGGAAGAACCAUAGAAGUGAAGCAGGCUCAAGGAAAUCUAGUUAUGUGGUAAGCAUUUUUUUUAAAAAAUCCACAUUUUAAAAGGUGCACCUUGGAAUUUGCUGGAAUUGGAUGUUUUCUUUACCGUGGCCGUGGUAUCUCCUAUGGCUGAAAUGGUUGCCUUCCAUAUGGAGCCAGGUGGCAACAAAAAGAAGGAUGGUUAAUUCUAGAAACCAUGAGAAGUAUGUGGUGGAAUUCCAUGCUAAUGCUUUUGGCUUUCAUUUUUCAGUGACUACACACUGCACUCCAGAUGGCUACUUCUCAAUUGCAGUGUCCAGGGAUGUGACUCUGCCAUCAUUAAUUCUGGACUCUGUGCAUCUUGUCAGUGGAUAUGGCAGUGGUUGUGUUCCUGUGACAAAGAACGGUGCCUUUGUCCUCUACAAAUUCCCACUCUCUUCCUGCGGAACUACUUUUCUGGUAGGAAUCCAAUACAAAACCACCUGCCUUGAAAGCUCCUGAUUUAAGCAACCAGCUUGCAAACUCACUUACACUGCAUCAGACCAUUGGGCCAUCCAGCUCAGCAUAGGUGCCAACUCGCUUGGGCCCUGGGUGCCCGAGCACCCAAAGAAUUCCCCAUGAAGGGGCUGGGCACCCACAAAUUUUGGUGCACGCUGCAUGGCACCCACAGCCCCGGGCACCCAUAGUUACGGGGCUAAGUUGGCACUUUUGUAGCUCAGUAUCAUUUACAUGGACAGGCAGCAACUCUCCAAGGUUUCAGGUUGGGGACAUUUCCAGCCCUACCUGGAGAUGCAGGGGAUUGAACCUGGGACCUUCUGUGUGCAAAGUCACUACUGAGCUAUAACCCUUCUCUUUGACUGCACCACACUAUUAUACCUGGAUGAAAUAUUCUGGUUUUAGGUAAGUCUGGGGUCAACAAAAGGAGCCUCUUGCAUGGCCAUUCCAUAGCUGAAAUCCCCAGGCAUAGUGGGAAGAGAUGCACAGAAAAGCAUAGGCUACUAUGGACUGUGUUAAUAAAGUCCUUGUAAAUCCAUGCAUACGCCCUCUGAUCUGAAAAUGUACAGGGGUUAGGGGAGACAGGAACUGGGCAAGGUACUGAGGAAAGUAGGAUGCGGGUGGCGCUGUGGGUUAAACCACAGAGCCUAGGACUUGCCAAAGGUCGGUGGUUCGAAUCCCUGCAACAGGGCGAGUUCCCGUUGCUUGGUCCCUGCUCCUGCCAACCUAGCAGUUCGAAAGCACGUCAAAGUGCAAGAAGACAAAUAGGUACCGCUCCGGCAGAAAGGUAAAUGGCCUUUCCGUGCACUGCUCUGGUUCACCAGAAGCAGCUUAGUCAUGCUGGGCACAUGACCUAGAAGCUGUAUGCUGGCUCCUUUGGCCAAUAAAGCGAGAUGAGCGCCGCAACCCCAGAGUCGGCCACGACUGGACCUAAUGGUCAGGGGUCCCUUUACCUUUACCUUUUUACUGAGGAAAGUAAUCUGCUAGAUGACCAAAUUGGUUCAUAUGGGCAGAGGUGAUCCUUGAGGUACCAUGGUCCUGAACCAUUUUAAAGCUUUCUAGGUCAAAAUCAACACUUUGAAUUGGACCCACAAAUGCAUUGGCUGCCAGUACAAUUGAGCCGGGAUCAGUGCAAUAUGCUCAGACAGUCUUCUCUGGUGAGCAACCUGGCCACUGAAUUCUGCACUAGCUGAAGUUUCCAAACCGUCUUGAGAGGCAGCCCUAGGUAUAACACAUCACAGCAAUCUAACCAAAAGGUUACCGGGGCAUAGACAUCAGAAGUUAGACUAUCCCUACCCAGAUAGGGGCACGGCUGGGCCACCAGCCAAAGCUGAUGGAAGCACUCUGUGCCACCAAACCACCUGAGCCCAAUCUGUAUAGGCUCCUUCAGAAGGACUGUAACGUCAUCAAGAGCAGGCAACCUCCCAUCCACAAGGAAGCUCUGAAUUUCUUAAGGCCAGAGAAAGUGAGCAAUUGAUGCAACCCCUCUAAAUUUACAGGUAUUAUCAAGAGUGCACUUUAUGGUUCAGAAAUGUUUGACUCUUCUUAGGUUUCCUUCAUUCUUCUCUGGGUGCAGGAUUGCAGGGCAAAUAAACUGGAUUAAUCCCAACUAAUCUUUAAUGUUUAAAAACAGGGAGCAGGCGAUCAGGGCAUAUAUGCAAAUGAGCUGGUAGCACACCAUGAUGUCAAAAACUGGAACACUGGAUCACUCAUGCAAGAUAGCACCUUCAGGUAAUCGUAAAUGGCACUCACACAUAAUGGCAUCUGGGCACACAGGAAACAACAGUGUUAAGGCUAUUGGUCUAUCUAGCACAUUAUUGUCUGCAUUGCCUGGUAGCAGCUCUCAAGUUUUGAGAUAGGUCCUUCCCUGGAUUGAAUCGGGAGCCUUCUGAUUGCAAAGCCAGAUGCUCUACUACCAAGCUAUGACUCUUCCCCAAUACCUAACUUCUUUAUCUUUGCUCUUCACUAGACUGCAUGUCAGCUGCAGGUAUUCAACAGGGAGCUUCCUCCCACUUAUGGUACAAGUCUUCACCCUGCCGCCUCCACCGUCAAUCACUCAGUUUGGCCCACUCAGCCUCGAGCUUAGAAUUGCUACUAGUAAGUGUCAUCAUGUCAAUGAGAGGAAAAUCUAUGGCUGUCAUAAUUUCUGACACCUCUAUUCUCCACUUCGUGUACUUCUUACUUGCAUGUAUUGUAAAGAAUCGGCUGUUUAGUAGCUGUCUGCAUCCCUCUGCAAUAGUGUGAACAAAGCUUGGAAGCCUAAAACUCAAUCUUCAAACUUUCCCCGAAGACUGAACUGGAACAAAGGGACUUACGGGGAAGUAACUUCACGAGAACAGCAAACUUCCUGCUAAGAGUUGUGCAUGGUGCAAUGUGAUUAUUGUGUCUACUGACUUUCCAAGGAAAAAGACAAUAGAAGGCUGCACAUGAUUCGAACACAUUUUGAUGAUUAGGAGGGAUUAAUUGGGCACGCUGCUAGAUCUUUGUAAGACAGCCACAACAAGAGGCUACAAGCAGGAGUAGGGUGCCUUGGGCCCUGCAAAUGAACUACAACAGGCUUCCUCAACCUCGGCCCUCCAGAUGUUUUGAGACUACAAUUCCCAUCAUCCCAGACCACUGGUCCUGCUAGCUAGGGAUCAUGGGAGUUGUAGGCCAAAAACAACUGGAGGGCUGAGGUUGACGAAGCCUGAACUACAGCAUCCACCAAGUCAGUGAACCAUGGCCAAUUCAUUUCUUCAUAAAAAAUAUCUAUUUUGCUGCAUCAUAAAGCUAUAGCAUAGCUUUAUAAAAACCUUUAAAGCGAUGGUGUUGUGAUCCUUCUCAGUUGGUGGUGUGUAACCAUUUGCAAUAUUUGUAUUCUGCAGACCAACAGUACAGCAAAUACUAUGCUAAUGGGGACUAUCCUGUAGUCAAGCUCCUGAAGGAUUCUGUUUACUUGGAAGUACGGAUCCUGCAGCGGACAGACCCAGACCUUGUCUUGGUUCUUCAUGAGUGCUGGGCCACACCAAGUACUAACCCCCUGCAGAGGCCUCAGUGGCCCAUCUUAAUGAACAGGCAAGACCAUCAAGAUAAGCUAGGAAUUUGAGACUACUGAAGAGCAUUUCACAUAAUGCAGCAUUUUCCUCUCUUACAGGUGUCCAUAUGAAGGAGACAACUACCAGACUCGGUUCAUCCUCGUGGGAGCAGUUUCAGGGCUACAAUUUCCAUCUCACUACCAACGCUUUGUCAUCAGCACUUUCAGCACUGCUUCCCGGCAGGCACUUACUGGACCAGUAAGAGCUCCCCAGUUUCACCAGAGUCCUAGCUUGUGAAAGAGUGAUGCAUGAGAAUAGAUUACUGAAUUAGAUUACGGAAUCAUGAAAUCAUAGAAUUGUAGAGUAGGAAGGGGAUCAUGAGGGUAAUCUAGUCCCAACCCCCUUUGGCCCCACGUGGUUCCAGAAUCCAUGACCUUGAGAUACUCUACUGACUGAGCCAUCUAUCAUGAAUCGUUGAGAAAAUUGGGUUUUUUUAAAUGCUAUUUUUCCAUUUUUCCAUCUUACAAUAUUUCAACAACAAGAAUUAAAUCUAAAGUAAGUCAGUUUACAUUUUCUUUGACUCCCCUCCGUGCUUUGUUCUAUUAUAUCGUAAUCUUACUGCAUAACCAAUUCAAACCUAUUUACAAAUUUAACCUUUUUACUCCCUUUAAGUUAUUUCUUACUGCUCAUGUUUGUCAUUCUUGCUAAUGUUUUAAAUUACAUACAAUUGGUCUUCAUAUAUUCAACAAAUUUUCCCCAGUCUACUAAAAGAAAGUCUCUCACCUUGAUCUCUUAUUCUUCCGGUCCCGCCAUUUCCAUAUUUUCCAUCAAUUUUAUUUGCCAAUCAUCUUUCAUUGGAACUGUUUUUUUCCAUCUUUGGGCAUAUACCAUUCGGGCAGCCAGAGAAAAUUAUUAUGUAUGCACUUGUUAAACAGCAGUGUGUUUUACAGACAUUCACUGUGCAGAAUUUCACAGCUGUGGGCAGAAGCUUGUCCCAAGGAGCUGGGUCCAGACACACAACCUUCCACAAUGUGACUGUUUUUGCUUCUACUGUAUGCAAUAGAGGUAGAGAGUUGCAUUUGGCGUAAGGGUGACAUGCCUUCCUGGGCAACACUUGAGGGCCACAUACCAGUGGGGACUAGAGCAACAAAUGCGACUUUUAUCUCUUCAUACUAUAGGCUGCAUUCCAGCCAUGCAAAACCACAGCGUAACUCUCUAUCCUCCAUCUAUGCAAAGAAGAAGCAUUAACACAGUUGCAGGGCACGUUUUGAGCCAAGCAAAAGCUUUCAGGGAGGGCAUGGAGUAGGGCUGGUGAAGGAUGUGGCCUGAGAGGAAGGAGUCCUGAGAGCCAGAAGGAGGUUUGAGGGUCCCAGCCCAGAUCCUCCAGGACAAGUCAUUUUGUUUUCUUAAUGCAGGACCAUUCCACAGUGAAGGUCCAUCUACUUGUGUUUAAGCAUAGCAAAGUCUGGUUAAAUGCUGUUAACACCAGAUUUGGGUGGGGCAAUUGACUUGGAAUGCACAGUAUGCCUGUUAAAGGAUGUGUGAGUAUAGGUGGGCAGUGUAUAGAACAACCCUCUUAGAUUUGUACUUUUAACAGGCGUGAAUAAGUCUGACUGUCUUUUGCCAGGUUUACUUCCACUGCAGCGCUGCUGCUUGUGUCCCAUCCACUGUGGAAUCCUGCAUGGUUCACUGUCCUAGGAUCAGAGGUAAUGGCUCCCCAGCUAUUCAACUGCCAUUUUGUUUUUCUCUUCCAAAACUGCUAAAAGAGGAUAUAGAAGAAUUUCUUCCUCUUGUAACAAAGAGAGUUGACUUCCCUUGAGCAGUGGCAACCAGUUAGGAACUGUUGGUGCAGAAUAAAUGACCCAAAAAGCAAGCAGGAUCUAGCUCCAUAUUCCAGCCAGGCAAAAACAGUGAGGGGCCAUGGUCUGUAGAGAGUUUAAAGGUCUGAUGGCCACAUUUGGCCCUGGAGCCUGUGGUUCUCCACUCCAAUGCAGAGAGGAGGCUGUGAUGAAUAGACGGUUCUGUACAAAUUUUCAAGGUGCUUUCUGCUAGAUGCAAAACUAAACAAACUUGCAGUGUCGCCUCGAGGAUUUAUGCAUCAGCCGUCCCUAGAUUACUCUUCUGUGGGAGGCCAAUUCAGAUCUUUAUGUGGAAUUUUGUGCAUGAGAUCUGACAAUAUGUGGAAAUGCAUCUAGCGCAGUGUGCUGCUCUGCAGGAGUAACUAGCCGAAUAAGGUGCUGAAUGCUUAUGGCUUCCCAGAAAGCCUAGCGACUGCCUCAAACGCAGCCUUUCAAUGCAAAGCUCCCUUGAGUGCCUCAGUGGUAAUCCUGAGACUGAAAGGAAAGGGGAGACAUGAUCAGCACAAGAGCUGGAACAUCUGUAUUAAUCGCUUGCCUGCUAACUUCUCUUGUCAAAUAGCCAGGAGAUCGCUUGAGAACCAAGCCCUACAGGACACUCCAAGGAGCCUAGUGAUGGCAGAAGGACCUGUAGACUUCCAGAUGGAGAAAGAACAGGACAAUGUUGAACAGAAAGGUGAGAGGGAAGUAGCUAUUGAGAUGGGAAUACUAUUUUUGUGUGUGUGUGUGUGUGUGUGUGUGUGUGUGUGUGUGAGGAGAGAUAAUGAUUGUUGCCAUGAAAUACCAUGAUGAAUUGGGUCCUAUUCUUUUCAUGGGCAUGACUUUGAAACUGUAUUUGUGUGUUGGAGACUUACUAUUCCUAAUAUAGAUCUAAUUUGCCAAAUUCAUAACUGGCUCGGAUGCAUAAAUUUUAAGCUAAGGGUUGUCUACACUGCUGCAUUUUGGGUUUUGUUUUUUUUAAAAUUCCUAUAUUGGUCAUAAAGAGCAAGAACAAAAGCCCUCUAAGCCUUUUCUGAGCAGUAACCUUUCAGUUGCAUGGAUGUGCUUAUGGUUCAAGCUUACACUACGUACCUAAAGAAAUCUGCUCCAUGGAAUACAUAUAUAUAGAUGGGCCCAGAGGGUGUCCUGGUCCUCUGUGGCAUAUGCUUGGCAUGUGUGGGCAAAACGGCUUCUCCUUAGGUAGCCUUGUAAGAAGAAUUUGAAGAAAUAUGGCAGUGGUGGGCAAAUGGUAUAUGGCAAGGUGGAUCGUGUGAAAAUGCUGAUGUACAAAAGUAUUGCAUACACCUCUCUGUUGAGGACUUCGCUGAAUCACAAGAAAACUAGAGUUCUGUGGUUAUUAAUUAGCCGGUUAAUUAAUUAAUUAUCUCUUGCAGGUUCCCAUUGGAGUAGUCCAGUCUUGUCAAAAGAAUGGGAGAGAGCCCUUGUAGUUGCAGUAGGAGCUGUUUUUGUUGCUUUGUCUCUUGUAGGAUUAAGGAAAUACUCGAAAAGGACCAAAAUGUGAAUGGACAGAUGUUUUUUGUUUUGUUUUUUGUUUUAAAUAAAGAAGUGGUGAAUGAUGUCUUUUAUUUGCCUUGUCCUGUAUUGAAGCUCUACACCAGCGCUAGCCAACAAGGAACCUUCCUGAUGAUGUUGAGCUACAGCUCCCAUCAUCCCUGAACCUUGACCAUGGGGGCAGCAAUGUCUAGAAGGCACCUCAUGGUAAAGAGCAGGGGUGGACAAUGUACUUGUCAAGUCUUGCCUUACGUCUCAAUGAUUGCUUGGUUCAAGUUGGAACUGCUAAAACAGUUACCAACAUACACUGUCAAAAUCAAAUGAAGUACAUUGGUACCUUAGUUAUCAAACAACUUGGAACCCAAACACUGCAAACCCGGAAGGAAGUAACUUUUUUCGGAAGCCGAAUGUGCUCUGUUUUCAGUGUUAAGCUUCUGUUUUGAGUGCCAUGCUUCCAUUUUGAGUGUUACACUGAGGUCUGUCUGUUUUUGCUAUUUAUUUUGCCUUUUUGUUUUUGCGGCUUUUUGUUUGGUUUUUGUGACUGUGUUACGUAAAGUCUGGAAUGGAUUAAUCCAUUUUGCAUUACUCUCCAUGGGAAAGCAUGCCUUGGUUUUUGAAUGCUUUGGUUUUGGAACGGACUUCCAGAAUGGAUUAAAUUUGAGAACCAAGGUACCACUGUAUGUGUUUCAUUGCACUGUUUCUGGAUCUAGCGCAGUGAAGUACAAAUAGUGGAAUUAGACAAGGCACUCUUCUGGUAUGUGUUAAAUUGAAGGUAGGUGGAUAGACUGAAAAAGUGUAUUGGUAGCUAAAAUUGUAUAUAACAAAAUAUCCCUUUUUUGAAAAAAAAUGAAUUAUUCAGCAAUUUAUGAGAAAAGAAAUUCUAUUUAAAGAAUGAUCAAAGGAUAAAAUUUUGAAAUACUCAAGUGCUGGGAUGCAGAUUUUCUUUGAACUUCCUUACUUUCAAGGUGGCCAAGGCGUGUUUGUGUCCUAUUCUUCUGGUCUGCUGUGAAUGGGAACAGAAGAGAGAUUUGAUUCUGUUAAAGGUAUCAAAUUUUCACUUUCCAUAACAAUAUGAGAACUGAACCACAGCCGUCCUUCCAAAUUCACACUAUCAGAUUUUUGUGACAAAAUUCUCCAAUGAAAAAAUGUUCGCAAAAAUUCGUGUAUUACAGGAAAUUGCAAGAAUGUGGAUAUUAAUCAAAGAUACCUACAAAAAACAUAUGUAUUGGGAGAAAUCAACACAAAAUCCCACAUUACUGCAGAAAUGUAGAGAACUGAAUUGGGGGGAAAUGGGAAGCUAGGAGAACCAAAAUGGACAGAUGCUUGCGUUUGUAGCUAUAGAUCGUACAAUCUCUGCUCUGCAGCUACUUUCAGUGCCCACAUUUCCUUAAAACUCCAUGGCAAGCCUCUGCUGGGCUGUCUAGUAAGGGCAGGAAGGUAGGGAAGCUGCCUUCUGUGGACUCAGCAGCUCUUUGUCUUUUAGUUUUAAAGAAAUCAAGGAGAAAGUUGUUUUUUGAGAGAGGGAGAAAUGGAAGAGCUUCCCUCUAAUAAGACUAGUGAGUGUACCAAUUUUGGGUGCCCAGUAGCCAGCUUGCAAUGCUUCAACUGAAACUCAGUAGAAGGUAUUAUGCGGUAACUUCUCCCAUAGGGCUGUUUAGGAGAAAUACUUGUGUCUUGUCUUGUAAUUAUUCAUUUUACUUUAGAUGUGGAAUAAAGAAUAUUGGCAUGCUCAGUAUUUGAUUUUGGUAUCAUUUAAGUAUGAAUGUCAUUUGAAAAGAGGCACACAGAACUUACUGGGGUGGCGCUUGGAAACUUUCUAAGAUACAUUACUGGUCUAUCCUAGUGCUAUGGCUUCCCUGGCUCAAAAUGGCAAGCCAGCCCAGCCUGAAUAUUAAAUCCCAAUGAGAUACGCAAUGAGAAUUAGAAAAUAUAUUCAUAAUCUAAGCUUACAUUUAUGCAUGGCACUGUGUUAAAUGUUGCUUGCUCUUAUUAAUUAUUGAAUUUAGACACCAUCCUAUACCCACAGGUCUUUAACCUUCUACAAGCUGCCUUGAAGGUAAAAAUCAUUCAGGUGAAAUCUGGUAUGCAGAUAGCCAGGAGAUGCUCUCUUAGAUGUUGCUGGACUACAACUCCCAUCAUCCAUGCACAUGAGGUAAUGCCGAUAGGCAGUCCUUUUUUUUUUUUUAGAAAAAAGUGCCGGAACUAACUGCCUCAGUCACCAACCCAGAUGCCAAUGCAGACAGCAUCUUGAAACCAACAUUGCAUGACAAGGUGCUAGGCUACACCAUCUUAUAA